GAUCCGGAAGUGAUUCUGUUUGCGCAUGCGCAAAUGUGCUGACGCUAGGAAUUGUGCUUCCUGGAAAGAUCGGGUAGUGACACUUGUGACACGGUUCCAGCAGAACUGGGUUAAGAGCUGAGGCCGGUGGCUCCUCACUUUAACAACCAGGAUGGAUCCUCGUCACGGGAUCAUGAAAGCCUUCCCCAAAGUUAAACGAGCUAAAGUGCUGCAGGGGAAGGAUUUGCCUCCACUCAAGAAGAAAGCAGAUGACCAUGAUGUUACAGGAAACAUCUUUAAUGGAUUCACAGUGUACCUUCUGCCGGCUGGAAUCGGAAACGCCAGAUGCCAAAUCUUCCACAGACAAAUCCAACAGAACGGAGGGCAAAUCGAGAGUUCCAUGUCCCCUUGUGUUACUCACGUUGUUGUUGAUGACACCAUGGACCGUGACAGGGCUCUGCGCCUGCUGAAAGUGUAUCAACUGCCCUCUGAUGUCCAUCUUGUGAAAUGCACAUGGCUAAGCUUGUGUAUUAGUGAGAAGAGACUCCUGGAUGAUGAAGACUACAGCCUUCUUUUAACCAAAAGUUUUUCAGAAUCAAAGCAUGACGGCAAACAAAAGCAAUCAGGACCUGUUGAACAUUGUGCGGAGACAACCACAGAGCCAGAAAGUCAUCUAACCAAGCAAGAGGAGACGAUAGACACAACAAUCCCAGAAGAUAAAGAAGAAGCUCACCGAGAGGAAGAUGGCGUCUCUCAGGGCGACCUGGAAGCUCUUCUCACCGGUCAGCACCCUGAAGAGGAGACUCCCGGCUCCGACACAAACUCCGGUCCGGAUGCUGCUGCUGAUGCUCGGAAACCCAUGCCAGGAAAGUGGGUCUGUGCUCAGUCUUCUCAGUCCAAAAGCAAAAACUUCAACAAGCAUAUCACAGACAAGCUGGAAGUGCUGGCCAAGGCCUACACACAUCAAGGAGACAAGUGGAGAGCACUGGGCUACUCCAAGGCUGUCAACGCACUGAAGAGCUACCACAAACCCGUUCAAUCAUAUCAGGAAGCUUGUCAGAUCCCGGGAAUAGGAAAACGCAUGGCGGACAAAAUAGAAGAAAUAAUGGAGAGUGGCCACCUGCGGAAGCUCGAUCACAUUGGAGAGGCCGUGCCUGUCUUGGAGCUUUUCACCAACAUCUGGGGUGCAGGAGCGAAGACGGCACAACUUUGGUACCAACAGGGUUUUCGCACGCUGGAGGACAUCCGAACAAAAGCCCACCCAAGCAACACUCAGAAAAUAGGACUGAAGCACUACGAUGAUUUUCUUGACCGAAUGCCAAGAGAAGAGGCAGCAGCUAUAGAGAAAGUGGUGAAGGAUGCUGUACAUGCUGUCGAUGCCAACCUGGUGGCAAUGGCGUGUGGCUCCUACCGUCGUGGGAAAGCUACAUGCGGAGAUGUGGAUGUGCUCAUCUCUCACCCUGACGGCAAGUCCCACAAAGGAGUUUUCAGUAAAGUGUUACAGAUUCUCCAUGACAGUGGGUUUCUAACAGAUGAUCUGGUGAGCCACGAGGAGAACGGAGAGCAGAAGAAAUACAUGGGGGUGUGCUGUUUGCCAGGGCCUGGCCGCCGCCACCGCAGGUUGGACGUCAUCGUCGUGCCUUACAACGAGUUUGCCUGCUCGCUCAUGUAUUUCACCGGCUCGGCCCACUUCAACCGCUCAAUGAGAGCACUGGCAAAGACAAAAAAUAUGAGCUUAUCAGAGCACUCUUUAAACAAAGAUGUGGUACGGCAAGGCAGCUUGAAGGUGCAUGGUGGCACCCCGCUUCCCACACCGACAGAGAAGGAUGUUUUCAAUCUUUUAGGGAUACCAUACAGAGCACCUCAAGAAAGGGACUGGUGAUGGUCUCUAAAACAAAUGAAAGGUUUGCUUUUAGAAACGGAGAAACUGGUAUGUUUUUAAUGAAUAAAGAAGCAGGAAUUAUGCAAAAAGAACCAGUCUUAUUAAAAAAAAAAGUUGGUGGCAUGUUUUACUUGCUAAUUUAUUUUGCAAAAUAGAAAUCCUGGGUUGUUUAGAAUGAAGAGGAAUGUUUCAACCAUAUUCUGAUGAGGUCUUGCAGUAUUGAUCUCUGAAACUUCACAGCAACUUAGGUUCUAGUUUAAAGGGAUCUUUAGAAAAUGGAGACUAUUUUUUUAAACACUGGCUGACAAUGUUUUUCAGACAAUGAAAAUAAAAAUGUAUUAACUAACUAGAAGACUAGUGAUGUGCAGCACUGGACUGGGGCAAGACAACUAAAAGAUCCCGGACAUUUUUGCUCCAGUUGCCAAAACCUCUAUAGUUUUUAAGUUGGCUAGUUCAAACACUAACCCACAUGCCAGGGAUGUCUGGAUACAUUAGAAUAUGAAUGAAAACUUGAUUUAUUUCAUUAAUAGAAUAAGCUUCACUUUCUCUGGGAUACUAGAUGGGUUGUAGUGUUUGAUCCAACAAAAAUGGAUACAAGAGGAUUCCCAUUCAUGUUGCAAAGCAAAGGUCUCAACUUUUUAUUAAAAUAAAAAUUUAAUGAAAGUACAUGCACUUAAUCGAUGCUUUUAUAGUGGGAAAAUGGUGGCAGUGUUUUGACGCUUUUAAGUAAUAGGAGAAAUGACUGAAAUCUUUUCACUCUUUUUGAACUUCCUCUUGCUGAUCAAAGUUGAUUGAGAAAAAGUGCUGAUCUUGAUGUCUGACCAAUUCAUUGAUGCAUCUUAGUUGGGAUUCAGAAGGCUGACAGUCUUCCAGCCAAGUAAACUUUAUGUAUAGAGGAUAAAUUCAAUAAAAAACCAAAACAUGUCAAACUACAUAUACAGAUCAUACAAACAAUAAUUAAACAAUCAUGCCAAGAUUCAAAGUAAUUUCACAAAUAAAUCCAGAGGUGAAAAAUACAGCUUGAUUUAGAGACAAUUUGAAGUAAAUAGUAUAAUUAUCCAGCCUUGGUGGGUUCAUACUGUGGAGAACUCUUUUAAAUAGUCGAAUGCAUUUAAAUAAUAGAAAAAAUAGCCAUUGAAAUCCAAUAAUCAUCCACGAUGAUUAUUGGAUUUAUUUGUGCCUAAACCCUGUCCAUCACAUGGACAGGGUUUAGGUGACCAGCCAUAGGAAAUUCUACUGUUUUUACUGACUGAGUGAUUGUGAUUCAGUCCCCCAAAUGAAUUGGAUUUUUGAGUCACUGACCCAAGUGUGACACAAGUUCUACCUAAUGCCUGUGCCCAAUGAUUCAUACUGCUAAUACCACUGAUUUAAAAGAGUACCGGUAGUUUUUUUUUUUUUUUUUUUUUGUGAGGAAAGUGACAGAACAAAGGGAAAAUUUUUAAUUCUCUAUCUUUUGAAAUAAACAAUAAAUGUAUGCAACAAACAUUUGUACAUAUCUCUAGUGAUAAUGUUUUUGAUACAUCUGGUUGUGAGAGCACUUUACGACGUGUGUGCAAAAGUUGACCGUUUUUGCAGUUUGCUGUUUUUUCAGAUUAAAAAAUGAUUUUUACCAAUUGCAUUUUUACACA
Messenger RNA from Girardinichthys multiradiatus, 3489 nucleotides. RefSeq names its product DNA polymerase lambda-like. Gene Ontology annotation, cellular component: nucleus. Lineage: Eukaryota; Metazoa; Chordata; Actinopteri; Cyprinodontiformes; Goodeidae. Gene Ontology annotation, biological process: double-strand break repair via nonhomologous end joining. The transcript is spliced from 9 exons. Bases 152 to 1861 code for a protein of 569 amino acids. Gene Ontology annotation, molecular function: DNA-directed DNA polymerase activity; DNA binding. The record is from RefSeq and is a predicted model, not a curated record.